UGAAAUCAAUUCAUCGGUUUACCGAUCACGGAGAUAUGAUAAGCUAAAGAAAAAGAAGAACUUUUUGCGAUUCAAACGAUUUUUUAGGCCAAUGGGCUGCGUUUGCUGCAAAAAUUCCGCCGGAGAGAAACGGAAUCCCAAUGAAACUGCUCCGGGAAACCUCCACCGCCGUGAAUCUAAGGCGGAGGAUUUGCCUUCUUCCUCCACCACCGUGUCUGUACCGGAGCUCGAUACCGGAGAGAAGAAGAAGAAUUCGGGUUUGGAUUCGAUUCAGAUUCAAACGGCGAGAACGUGGCACACUGGCGAUUUCUCGGCUGGCUCUUCUCGUCGGCCGUUUGGAAUGAGCCUCCGUGCUCCGGAAGUUUGGCCACCGUGGCUAAUUGCUGCUUGCGGCGAAUCGAUCAAAGACUUGACUCCUCGCCGAGCCACCACUUACGAGAAGCUCGAGAAGAUUGGGCAAGGAACUUACAGCAAUGUGUACAAGGCGAAAGAUCUAUUGACUGGAAAAAUCGUAGCUUUGAAGAAAGUGAGGUUUGAUAAUUUGGAAGCAGAGAGUGUUAAGUUCAUGGCAAGAGAGAUUCUUGUGCUGCGACGGUUAAACCAUCCUAAUGUUAUAAAGCUUGAAGGUUUAGUUGCUUCAAGGGUUUCGUGUAGCCUCUACCUUGUUUUUGAGUACAUGGAGCAUGAUCUCUCUGGCCUUGCUGCAACUCAAGGUGUUAAAUUUGAUCUUCCUCAGGUGAAGUGCUUUAUGAAACAGCUACUAUCUGGACUAGAGCAUUGCCAUAGCCGAGGAGUAUUACAUCGAGAUAUCAAAGGUUCUAAUCUUUUGAUAGAUAACGAUGGAACACUGAAGAUUGCUGAUUUUGGGUUAGCUACGUUUUAUGACCCAAAGCAAAAGCAAACAAUGACUAGUCGUGUUGUCACGCUCUGGUACCGACCUCCCGAGCUUCUUCUUGGAGCUACCAACUAUGGAAUCGGUGUUGAUCUUUGGAGUGCUGGUUGUAUUAUGGCAGAGUUACUUGCUGGCAAGCCCGUUAUGCCAGGAAGAACCGAGGUCGAACAACUUCAUAAGAUAUUUAAAUUAUGUGGCUCACCAUCAGAUUUGUACUGGAAGAAGUAUAAAUUGCCGAACGCGACUCUGUUUAAGCCGCAGCAUCCGUACAAACGUUGUGUCUCUGAAGCCUUUAAUGGGUUCACUCCAUCCUCUGUGCAUUUAGUCGAGACACUUUUGGCUAUUGACCCUGAUGAUCGAGGAACUUCUACCUCAGCCUUGAAUAGUGAAUUCUUUACGACUGAACCGUUGGCAUGUGAUCCAUCAAGUUUACCAAAGUAUCCGCCUUCCAAAGAACUGAAUGUAAAGCUGAGGGACGAAGAGGCAAGAAGGCAAAAGGGUCUUGCUGGAAAAUCUAGUGGUGUUGAAGGAGCUAGAAGAAUAAGGUUUCGUGGAGAUCGCACUGGGCGUGCUAUUCCAGCCCCAGAAGCUAAUGCUGAGAUUCAAGCAAACUUGGAUAGAUGGAGAGUUGUACCACAAACACAUGGAAAGAGCAAGAGUGAGAAGUUCCCGCCUCCUCACCAGGACGGUGCAGUUGGGUACCCAGUGGAAGAUCAGUCAAAGAAAAGCUCACUAUUUGGUGCAAAGCCUGAGACUUCUUUUGGCUCAUCAAGAUCACUCAAGGUCGGGGAAGGGACAUCAAUGAGAAAGAUUUCAAACAAAAACGGGGCUCUUGCUUCUUCUUCUAGAAAGUACAUAUGGGGGCUUAAACCUCCUCCAGCGCUUGGGCUAUCGAUGGACUUACUUUUCAAGAGCAGAUCAGAAGUUUUUGGGGUCCGCAGAUAAUAGGAUACAGGAAAUGAGUUGAGAAUUGUAUUAGUUCAUCAAAAUAAAGAUAUUUGUUUCCAAUUUUAAUUUCUGAAAGGUUGGUUGAAGUUCAUAUUCUUUGUAGUAGAAUAGAAAGAGAGAUAGAGCAGAAAUGGAAAUGUGGUUUUUGACUCUUAUGUAAAAACACAGUUCAUGUAGUUCUAGAAUCCUACUUUAAAAAUUGUAUAGUUGUUGAGAUGGGUUUU
Eutrema salsugineum is the source of this 2064-nucleotide messenger RNA. RefSeq names its product probable serine/threonine-protein kinase At1g54610. Bases 92 to 1837 code for a protein of 581 amino acids. Gene Ontology annotation, molecular function: RNA polymerase II CTD heptapeptide repeat kinase activity; ATP binding; cyclin-dependent protein serine/threonine kinase activity. The transcript has 7 exons. Gene Ontology annotation, biological process: protein phosphorylation; positive regulation of transcription elongation by RNA polymerase II. Lineage: Eukaryota; Viridiplantae; Streptophyta; Magnoliopsida; Brassicales; Brassicaceae. Gene Ontology annotation, cellular component: cyclin-dependent protein kinase holoenzyme complex; nucleus. The record is from RefSeq and is a predicted model, not a curated record.